GACCUCUGCUGGAACUUGUUGUCUUCUUCAGAUGUUGCUGCUAUGGGAUCCUGCUUUACGUGGUGGAGGUCUUGAUCCAGAAACUAACAAGCCACACUGCUUCACCGCUAUGCACAGUAUUCUCAAUAUGAAGGUUAUGCAUGUCUUGGACAUGACUUCUGCCCAGCUGCACUCCAUGAUUUUGGGAACAGAGGAGAGUUUGCAUUCCCUGCAGAUUCGUCUGGAGACUCAAACCCAGGCACACAUCCCACCACUGAGUCAGGAGCUUCUGCAGGAGUCGGGAAUGUCUCUGGAUCCACACUGGCCACCAGCUCAGUGUCUGCCAGAUGGUUUAUUAUGUAGAAAACAAAACAGACAAAAACAUGACCUAAACCAUCUGAUUUGAUGUAUUUGCUCUUAAAUUAGAAGUAACUAAUAUAAGAGCAUUAUAAUUAUUCACUUGUUCAAAUACUUAUCAGCAUAAUAAAUGAAAUUUUAGUUUUAAUUGUUUCAUGAACCUUUGUUAAACACAUUUAAGUAACUGCAGUGAUAAUUCUGUUCAUGUAUCUUGUUAUGUUAGUGUGGAUGGGUCAGCUUCAUAGUCUUCCUGUUUGAUAAGAGCCUUACCAAGUACUCUGGACCACUGACUGCCAGGCGUCUUCCAGACAGUGUUAACUUUAUAGGUGAGACUUUUAACGCUAAACUGAGUUUCUAAUUAAAUUAACACUUCAUACGAUUCCCGCUUCUCCCCUACUGGUUGAAAGCAGAAUUACAACAGUUGUAAACAUCCCUGCUGCAGCCUUUCCAGAUAACGAUGUUGUAUUUUGCCUGUUUUUAUAAAUACAUGAUUAUUAGCAGUUUGGAAACAGAGAAAAAAAUAGGGCUUUGCUACUUUUUUUAGAUGGUUUUAAACCGAAACUAACUAGUGUAGGCCGUGUCGAUGGUCACUUUAGUUUUAGCACUUUGCUUGGCCUCCAAAGAAAUUUUUUUCUUUGACUUUCAGGCUCUCUAACUUCUCAUUCUUCUUGCUAGUUUUUUUAUGGUCAACGACCAACUGCGAAAGCUAAUUGCUUGCCUUUAUGUGAGCUGCCGGCACAGUAAAGCAGGAAGAUACCUCCCACUAGUGUUCCCACCUGAACCACCAACGUGGUUUAUUGCAGUUUCUGUAACCACUGAAACCAGUUUGAAAGCAAUAGCUUGAGAUGUUAAAGGUGUGAAUCACCAAAAACAUUUUUAAGUAUUAUUUCUGAUUAUAAUCAGUCACUAUGAGUUUUUCAUGCAGACUGAACAUGAAAAUAGUCUCCUACACCUAUCUGCUGCAUUAGCUUCUGAUAGAAAAAAGGCAGUGAAACUCUAGGAUUUAAAAAACCUGACAGAUCUCUGUCACACUGUCACUUAACAUUCAUGGACUCACCCAUCUUGACUCGUUAUGGGAAAGGCUGUUUGUUUAGCAUCCAGGAAACAGCACAGAAGGUCUCGACUAGUAGAAGCUAACCGUUAGCAUUAGCAACUCCACCACACAGCAGAACUCCUUCAGACUUGUGUUAUUUGUGAAGAUUAAACAUCAACGUUACAAAGCAAAUAGUCAGUGAUAGUCAUGUUGCUGCUAUCCAAUCCGAGAUGUCUAAAUAUCAGGAAAUAAGAGUCCAAACCCGGCCGUGUGAAGCUACUUUCCUCUCCAGCUGACUUGUACUUUUUUUUGUCCUUAAAAGAUGUGGAUGACAGGACAUCGUCCGAUUUUAAGAAGUUUGGCUUAACUGAUGACUUAUAUUAAUUGAUUAUAAAUUACUUGGUUGUAGUAUCCAAAUAAAUAUAACAUAAUUGAUCUUUUGUUUUUCUCAGUCAGGGAAACAAAGACACAGCUGCGUCUGCUCUCAGGAAGGUCUGGGGGGAAGCAGUCAGCUACAUACGUGGUUUGAAGGAAGACUACCUAAGACGCUGCUUAGCCAAAGCUUGCCAUUGCUUUAGCAACCCCACGCCACAUUCUGGUGCCGCCCAUGCCUAACGGCACUAGAUACAACAUUUUAACUUAAAGAGCAAGUCAGCCCUAACCAGAGUCUUAACUCCGCUCCUAUUUCCUGUUUGAAAAAAUACACUACAAGGAGGUGUUGCCAUCGGUCCACAUGUGUGCUGAACAUGAAAAUGGUCUUUAAACCCUGAUCGCCCACAUUAGCCACCAAAAUAAAAUAAGUGGGGCAUGCCCUGGUUGGAAAAAGCCACAGAUCUAUGUCACACUGUAAAUUAGCAUUCUUGGACACCUUAGCUCACAACCUGGAAGGCUUAACUUACAUAUUAACUAAAAAAAGAUCAAAUAUAUCAUCAAUACUCACUUUAAAUCCUCAGCAGACACCACAGACCGCAGAAAUAACGUGUUUGGGACUCAAAAUUCUUGUUGUUGACCGUGGUGGGGGGAAAAAAAGUCUUGGAGGCUACACCACUUCCGGGUCACUGAAUUGUCACUCAAGAGAAACCACUGUACUAUGGGAGAGGACUUCUCAGAAGUCCCACCCACUCGAAAUGGUUGUGUCAGAAAGAACUGCAACCAAAAACUCAGGGAUUGCAAAGGAGAAAGUCAGAAAGUGUAAGUGCAAAUCUGGUAGUGAGAGCAAAGCUCUGUGCAGCGAGAAUAAAACAAAGGAAAUUGAUAACAAAAACACAUAAAGGCAAACAGAAAAGGGAAUCAUACUUUUUUACUCAUUUUAAGAAGUUGAUUCAGAUAGUAAGUUUUCCUUUGGAAAUGAUUUUUUUUCUCUUAAUAUUUGUUUGAUCUUCAAAGUGUUUUUCUUGAUCCUAUUGGCACAAACCUAAUCCGAUAAGCCCAGCCACCCUGCGGAGAAAACUCAUGACGGCAGCUUGUAUCCACGAUCUAACCAAUCACUACCCGAAGCUCGUGACCACUGUUAAAUCUCAAAAUAAGAAUUUUUUAAGACAUGUUUAUUUUAUGCUUGAAAUAUAACUUUGGCAAUUGUUUUCAGAUUAUAUUUCAAUUUCUGAAAAUCAUCCCAAUACCCCCUUUGAA
This is a messenger RNA of Nothobranchius furzeri (turquoise killifish), 2998 nucleotides long. NCBI's taxonomy places the organism in Eukaryota, Metazoa, Chordata, Actinopteri, Cyprinodontiformes, Nothobranchiidae. The record is from RefSeq and is a predicted model, not a curated record.